This is a messenger RNA of Racocetra fulgida, 786 nucleotides long. The record is from the annotation of a GenBank genome assembly. Lineage: Eukaryota; Fungi; Glomeromycota; Glomeromycetes; Diversisporales; Gigasporaceae.
AUGCAAGAAAAUAAACCUUCAGAUUUACUUGCUAGACGACUUGGUAUUGAUUUAUUUUCGGCCGCUUCAGCUGCCUUUGGUGUUUCUCCUUUUAUAACAAUUGUUGAUAGAAACAAAUUAGGAGCAGCUUUAAAACGUGGCUUCGCCGACCUAUUCACGCGUCCUCACAAAUUCGUUCGUACCCCUGCUUUCCUUUUAGUUUUUGGCGUCUAUUGCGCUACCUACACUACUGCCAACGCUAUAGACACUAUAUGUUCCUACACAAAUCUGGAUAAUCAAACCCCAAAAUUUUUGGGCACUACAAUAGCUAAUAUGACAACAUGUAUAUACAAAGAUCGAGCUUUUACUCGUAUGUUCGGUAUUGUUGCACCAAAAGGUCUUCCUUUAGGCUCUUAUGGUUUAUUCGCCACUAGGGAUGCUCUCACUAUUGCAGCCAGUUUUAACUUACCAUCAGUAUUGGCUCGUGAAUUUUAUGAUAGAAAAUAUUUUUUGGACUAUGAAACGUCUCAAAACUUUUCACAAAUGUUAUGUCCUGCUGCUGUUCAAAUCGUUAGUUGUGCUUUACAUUUACUUGGUUUGGAUUUAUAUAAUAGACCUGGUAUUAGUUGGUCUUCUAGGUUUAAUUUUUUGGCAAAGAAUUACGCCAAAACUACCAUUACCAGAAUUGCUAGAAUUGGUCCGGCAUUUGGUAUAGGUGGUGUCGGAAAUAGGGUUAUUAAAGAAAGAGUUAGUGAAUUGGUUUUUGACCGACAACAGGUUGGUGUGGUGGCAACGGCUUUUAAAUAA